AUGUUCUUUCUUGCACGUGUGCUUCAACCUCGGUGUUGCUUCUUCUCUCUCUCUCUCACUACCUGUCAGGUAAUGAUCGAGAACGCGAGGAAUCUGCCUCGCAUGGACACCUUCGGCCUCUCCGACCCCUUCUGUGCCGUCACGUGCGGCAAGGGCGUGCGCCACAAGACCAAGGUGAUCAAGAACACGCUCAACCCGACAUGGCACGAAGAGUUUGUUUACAACGUCGAAGACAGCGCGAGGGAGCUCAAGAUCGCCGUGUACGACUGGAGUCUGACCAAGGAGGAGGACUUCAUCGGGCAGGUGACGUUCCCCAUGUCGGAGCUGGUCGCCUCCUCCUACAUCAACGACUGGUUCAAGCUGCGCACCAUGGACCAGCAGGAGGCCAAGGGUGAGAUCCAGCUCAAGAUCAACUUUGUGUCCGAGGAGCAGCGG
Guillardia theta CCMP2712 is the source of this 435-nucleotide messenger RNA. RefSeq lists its product as hypothetical. NCBI's taxonomy places the organism in Eukaryota, Cryptophyceae, Pyrenomonadales, Geminigeraceae. The annotation marks the transcript as partial. Gene Ontology annotation, molecular function: calcium ion binding. The record is from RefSeq and is a predicted model, not a curated record. The transcript has 2 exons.